Molecule: messenger RNA, 2538 nt
Organism: Micromonas pusilla CCMP1545
Lineage: Eukaryota; Viridiplantae; Chlorophyta; Mamiellophyceae; Mamiellales; Mamiellaceae
Exons: 2
Coding region: 1-2538 (845 amino acids)
Biological process (GO): intracellular protein transport; vesicle-mediated transport
Cellular component (GO): CORVET complex; vacuole
Source: RefSeq, a predicted model, not a curated record
AUGUCCGUCGCGCACGCGACGGACCUGUCCACCUCCGUCCUCGACCUCGAGUACGUCCGCGCGAACGCCGCGCGCGCCAUCGCGCGCGCGCUCAAGUCGGUGCGCGGCCGCAAGGCGCUCGUCCUCGACCCGCUCCUCCUGACGCCGCUGCAGCGGCUGUGCAACCUGACGCGGCUGACGCGCGAGUGCGACGUCGAUCGGACGUAUUCGCUCGAGGGCGGGACCGUGGAGACGCGAUGCGCGGAGAUCGUCUUCGUCGUCAAGCCGAGAGUCGCGCUCAUGAAGACGCUCGCGGAGGUGGUGCGCGCGGUCCGAGAGGACGCGGAGCGCGCGAGGAGGGCGCACGCGCGGAAGCACGCGGCGCGGGACCUCGCGGGGAACCUGCACGCGGUGGGCGCGAACCUCCUCGAGUCCUUGACGUCGUUGUCCAAGACGACCGCGGACGUCGUCUCGUCGUCGGGGUCGGGGUCGGGCGCUUCGAACGUCCCGCCGCCGCCGGCGACGCCGUCGUUCACGGUGUUCUUUCUUCCGUGCGAGACGGAGAAGUGCCUGGAGACGCUCGAGCGCGCGUUCGUGCUCAACUACCUCCGCGUCGGGGCGAUACCGUGGACGCGCGCGAUACCGCUCGAACGCGACGUGAUUCUCGUCGACGGCGGCGGGGACGAGCGCUGGCGGUCGGGCGACGGCGGUCCGGGUCCCUCCUCGUCGACGUCCACCGAAGCGCUGAAGCGACACGUGUUCAACGAGCCCUCCACGAGCGGUGAUGGCGCGGGCGCGGGCUCGAGUGGUGGGAGCGGCGGGGGCGGCGCGGGCGGGUCCUCGGCGGACGCGGCGAACGGGGAGGGUAUAACCGCCGUCGCGAGGGCGUUACACGACCUUCAGAGAGUCUUCGGGACGGCGCCCAUCGUGAAAGGGAAAGGACGCCGCGCGGCGAAGGUAUCCGAGGCGAUGGAGCGGCUGCGGAGGGAAGCGCACGAGAAGGAGACCGCCGCGGAGGACGGCGACGGGAUGUACGAGGACGGCGAGGAAGAAGGCGACGACGCCGCUACGGAUGAUAUCAAAGAAGUAACGGACGGUCCGCGGCCGUUACCCGGCGGGUACCUCACCCCGGUGAACCCGCGCGUGGACGUCGUCGUCCUCCUCGACCGCGACGUCGACGCGGUGACGCCGCUGUGCACGCAGCUCACGUACGAAGGCCUCAUCGACGAGAUCAUCGGGAUCGAGAAUGACGUCGCGGUGAUCCCCGCGGAGGAAGACGAAACGUCGACCGUCGCGGAGGAAGACGGAACGCCGCCCGUCGCCAGACCGGAGGUUCGCGCGCGGCUCAACAGCAACGACGCGUUGUUUCGCGAGCUCCGCGACGUCAACUUCGGCCGCGCGUGCGAUCUCUUAAAGAUGAAAUCCUCCUCCAUGCGCGACGACUAUCGCGUCAUUAAAGAAGGCGAGAUCGAGACGCAGGAGGUGAAAGCCAUCGGCGGGUUCGUGCGCGCGAUCAAGGGCAACAUUCACGGCGUCGGCCUCGACCUGCACACGACCAUCGCGAAGCACUUGUUGGACUCCACGCGCGGCGCCGACGAGCACGAGCGACGAUUCAUGUCCAGCCUCGAGAUCGAGCGUAUGUGCGUGGAGGGCAAGUCCGCGGACGCGUGCGUGGAUAAGCUCGAGGAGAUGAUCGCGGCGAAGGAGAACGUGCGCCGCGUCGUCAGGCUUCUGGCGUUGAUCUCCCUGUGCCACGGCGGCGUCGCCAAGGAGAGGGUGGACGCGUUGAAAAAAGCGAUGUUUCAGUCGUACGGCGCCGCGGUGCUCAUGCUGCUCCUCGCGCUCGAGCAGCGCGGGUACCUGCGACGGAAAGAGGACUGGCACGCCGCGAAUAAGAAGUCGAAGGAGAGCGGCCACGGCGGACUCGGCGGGUUAACGCUCACGCGGCGAGCGUUUAAACUCGUCGCCGACGACGUCGACGUCGCGUCGCCGAAGGACGUGUCGUUCGCGUAUUCGCACAGCGGGUACGCGCCGCUGUCCGUGCGCGUGUGCGAGCGCGCCGUCGACGGGCCGUGGAACACUGGAGGCGCGGCGGAGGCUGCGCUGAGAGAGCUCCCCGGGCCGGCGUUCGAGUACGCGCAAGGGUACGACGACGACGGCGCGCCCGCGGUCAAGGCGGCGAAUUACGCAGGGUUCGAAAAGAAACGCGCGAGGGCGAUCGAGCGCCAGGUCGCGGAGAGCGGCGGCGAUGGCGAUGGCGACGCCGCGCGCCGCGGCCAAGGCGGCGACGACACGCAGGGCGCGAGGGUCCCCGGCGCGUGGAGGGACCGACGCCCGGUCGUCCUCGUCGUCUUCCUCGGCGGCAUCACGCGCGCCGAGGUGAGCUGCCUUCGGUUCGCGUCCGACUCGGUCGCGAUGCGGCGCGGCGUGGACUUCGUCGUCGCGGCGACGAAGAUCACGUCGGGGUGGGGCGUCGUGAGCGAGUUCAUCGCGCCGGACGACGCGAACUUCGAGAGGAUGCGCAGCCUGAAGGAGGAGAACGAGGCACGCGCCGGUUAG